AUGUGGAGCCACUUGAGUACCAUUUCUUAUUGCAAACUCUCUCCGAGAAUCAGGAGAAUAUCCGCAGCAAGCUUGACCUCGAAUCGCAAUCUAUCAACCAUGGUUUCUACUGAAGACCCAGAGCUCAGAGACUUCGUUGGCUUUUUGGAAUCUCUCAAAAACUAUGAGAAAGCAGGUGUGCCCAAGGGAGCUGGAACCGAUUCCGGUGAAGGGUUCGAUCUCGGUAGAAUGAAACGUCUCAUGCUUCGUCUCGACAAUCCUCAUUUCAAUUACAAGGUUGUUCAUGUGGCUGGAACAAAGGGAAAAGGGUCAACUUCUGCUUUUCUCUCAAAUAUCUUACGAGCUGGAGGAUAUUCAGUUGCUUGUUAUUCUAGCCCACAUAUAUUGAGUAUCAAAGAACGUAUGUCAUGUAAUGGAGUUCCUGUCUCUGCAGCCACUCUCAAUGAUGUCUUCAAGUCAAUAAAACCGAUCCUUGACCAGUCUAUCCAAGAGGAAAAUGGUUCUUUGAGUCAUUUUGAGAUUCUCACUGGGAUAGCCUUUUCUUUGUUUGCGAAAGAAAACGUCGACAUUGCAGUUAUAGAGGCUGGGCUUGGAGGAGCUCGAGAUGCCACAAAUAUCAUUGAAAGCUCAAAUCUUGCUGCAUCAGUGAUAACAACGAUAGGUGAGGAACAUUUGGCUGCUCUUGGAGGUUCCUUAAAAACCAUAGCAGAGGCCAAAUCUGGAAUUAUUAAACACGGUCGUCCAGUGGUUUUAGGUGGACCGUUUCUUCCUCAUAUCGAAGACAUUCUUCGUUCUAAAGCAGCAUCAAUGUCAUCACCAGUUAUAUUGGCAUCUGAUAUUGGAUCAAAUUCUUCAGUCAAACGCAUCAUCGACAGAAACGGGGUCGGGCUUCGUCAGUCCUGUGAGAUUGUAAUACAAAAUGAGAAAGAUGAUAAACCAAUUGUUGAGCUUGGUGAUGUGAAUCUACGCAUGCUUGGACAUCACCAGCUCCAAAAUGCUGUUACCGCCACAUGUGUAUCUCUCUGUCUUCGAGAUCAAGGAUGGGGGAGAGUUACAGAUGAAGCUAUUAGGAUUGGUUUAGAGAACACUCGUUUACUUGGUAGAAGUCAGUUUCUGACACCAAAAGAAGCAGAGGCUUUACAGUUACCCGGAGCAACAGUGCUUCUUGAUGGAGCUCACACGAAAGAUCUGCGCGAGCUCUAA
Molecule: messenger RNA, 1203 nt
Organism: Microthlaspi erraticum
Lineage: Eukaryota; Viridiplantae; Streptophyta; Magnoliopsida; Brassicales; Brassicaceae
Source: the annotation of a GenBank genome assembly